Klebsormidium nitens is the source of this 3878-nucleotide messenger RNA. Lineage: Eukaryota; Viridiplantae; Streptophyta; Klebsormidiophyceae; Klebsormidiales; Klebsormidiaceae. The record is from the annotation of a GenBank genome assembly.
CAGUAAAAUUCGAGGUAGAAGAAGUGAGCGCGAAGAAGAAAGGGAGCCGGCUGAGAGCGCGAAGAGAAGGGAGCAACCCCCCAAGGGUUUGUUCACGAAGCUGCUCUAGGCAUGAGGACAUAGAAAAGGAAGGCUGUUUUGGCUGCCCCAGGAGCUAGAACGCCGGCGUCAAGCAUGUGGCACAACGGGCGCCUCGAGUGGCGCAUGCUCAUCUCCACUCCCAUCCCAGACUUCCCCACCCGGGCGUCCUCCUACAGCGUAUGGCGAGAGUGGUAUCCUUCCCAGCGCUGCCCGUCUGUGUGCAGAGACUACUUCAAGGACGGCGGGUGCCUUGACGAGGAUGCCUCUUUCGAGAAGAGGGAGGAGGAGGCAAAGCGGAGGAUCGACGAGCUGAUAGCGAAACAUGAAGCCAUUGGCAACUGCGAAAUGUGUAAACCGUACGAGGGGUACGUGGUGGCCGAAACGACGGCCUGGCUCGAGAGGAUGUACGCGCUCAUCGCGCACAUCGACGCAAUGCCGAUGGCCGGGCUAACGCACUUCACGAGCGGUUGUCACAAGAUCGACGGUGUCAUCCCCCCCUUGCACAGGCUGUGCCGGACCAAUCCCCCCGUCUGGUACCCGAUCUCGGUAGAGGUGCUGGUGAACCAUAAGUUAUUGCACGCGGUCACCGCGCAGCACAAGUGGUUCCGCAGGGGGCGGCGCUGGGAGUCGGUGCGCGCGGUGAACAGCAUCACAGAGGCUAUGGGCGAGAUGGAGAUAGCUUAUCCAGAAAUGCGAGACGAGGUGGUCAAGGUGGUGGCGAAGAAGAUCAAGGCGUUCGCGCAUGCCCCGCAGGGGGAGCGGCUCAAAGAGUCGCUGCAGCAGCUGCUGAGGUGCGCUGCGAGGGCGCAUGAGAUCAAGGGUCAAGUGAUGGAUGCCUUCGUUGAGGGGAUGGUGAUGGCUAGCAAGGAGCGCCUUCAAGCGGACAAGAAGAAGGAGAAAGCGGACCGUGACGCUAAAGCCGCCCAGCUCUUUACCAUCCGGCGCGCCUCUGCGGGGUCGGUGGAGAUGCGGAUCGUCUCCUGGGUGGUCAACGCCAAGAAGUUUGCGAACAUGUGGUGCGAGACUGAGGCGCGCCAGAAUAGCGACUUCUCGGCCCAGCUGGCGCGCUCGAUAGCGGAGAGGCUGGCAGUUGACCCAGAGCUCUGGCAGCUGGCAAACAAAACCUUCGUCCAUAUUCCCAGCGUAGCUUCCGCCCUCUGGGACCUCCUGCCAGACCACCCCGCAUACUACAGGCGCGGGGGAAAUGAGUCCAUCUCGUGGGUCGUCCGCAGGCGUGCGGACGCUGCGCCUGAUGAUACUAACCCCUUCGAGCUGGUUAGCGUUAACUCAAUUGCGGGUGCUGCCGCGAUAUCCACCGGCGUGGGUGGCAGAGUCGGUGAAAACCGGGGGGUUCGUGCCGGAGAAGGGACUGUAAACAAGCGGUCGAAACGGGGGGAUGCGAAAGCUUUGGGAGGUGGGAGGGGGCCCGCAGUUGGUGCGGAAUCGGAGGGUGCUGAACGCACAAAAGCGGAGGAAGUGUCGGUAAUUGUGACACGGCGGAACGUCGGCUGGUGGUUGACCGAAGGGGAGGAGUGGUCGGAAGGGGGUUCGGGCGAGAGUCCGGGGGGGACGUCGAACGGGGCGUCUUCAGACGAGGACUCGGAUGGGUUAGCGGGCGGGUUAGCGGGCGAGGCUUCGGACGGAGACUCGGACGAGGAGUCCGAUGACGACGUGGACGAGGACGCGGCAGAAGCGUUCGGCGCUUUCGACGAGGGCUGCCAGAGCCUGAACGGGUUUAUGCGAGAGAAAGAAGACCCGUCUGUGGGCUGUUCGGCUGAUGGGGAAAAAGGCACAAACGAUCAAGGGAGUGCGGAAGCUAGGCCUUGCAGUGAAGGGAAGGAACUAGAAAGGGGAGAAGGGGAAGGGCCGAUGUGGGGCACUGAUUUUCCGGAUGUGGGCUUCGACGGGACGGGGCAGCAAUUCUUACGGGAGCAGGCGCCGGGACGAGAGGACAGUUUGAACGGAGAGGUGGAGUGGCGGAGCGACUGGGAGAGCGUCGGAGAGCCGUCGUUUGGGUGGGAGUUUGGCCCGCGGGGGAGCGAGAGAAUCGGAGAUCCACCGGAACAGAAUGCGCGGUGUGUGAAUAAGGGGGGCGGAAAGAAAGGAGGGCAGCAGGGGAAGGGCUCGGAACUCGCGAGUGACCUGCGAAGCGAGAGUGAAGAUGAUAGCAGCAUGGAUUGGUUGGGAACCAGCCCCGUACGCAAGUUUAAGUUGCAGAGCACGGGGUUAGGUCUGUUAGAGGGGGAUGCGGAAGGGGGGGACAAGGAGGAAGUGGGCAGUAAGAGGUUACGAGGGGGUUUACGCGAUGAGGAGAGUCGCGAGGAAAAGCGGCGGCGGCUUAUGGAGGAGCUCGCGGGCUUUGAAGACCCGGACAUCGACCCCGAGGAUCUGGCGGGCCUGAAGGCAGCGUUUGUCGAGUCGGUGCUCGCGGAGAAACCCGCGGAGGCGCGGAAGACCGCCGUUAGAACGGCGCCGACUGAGAAAAACACGACGGCCGAAAAGGACGCGAAAGAAGCGGAAACGCCGGCACCCCCGAAGCGGAAGAGGGCGGACAAGCCGCUCAAGUUCGGCGUGAAACGGCCCAACCUCAAGAAGCGGAAGGGGGAUCCCCCGGAGCCCGUGACCGGGUGGGGGGGCAUCGACGACAAUUUGCUGUUCACGAUCGUCACCCGGACGGAUCCGAGAACGACCGCGGUUGCCGCGGCGGUGUGCAAGGGGUGGAAGGAGGUGUGCCUGUCAGACGAGCUGUGGGCGCACCACUACCGGCAGCGGUAUGGGGCGCUCCCGAAGGAGCAGCCGCUGAAGAAGGGCGGGCAGAGCAAGCUGCCGUGGUACAAGGCGCUCGUGCAGCGCACCCAGGCCCCCAAGAGCGCCGUCAUCUGCCCCGACUGCGGCCGCCCGUGCGCCAAGCGCGCCGAGCUGGCGCGCCACCUGAAGCUCGCGCACACGGGGGGGCUGCAGUGCGAACUCUGCUCGGAAACCACGCGGUUCCGCAGCGCCAAGGGCCUGGAGUGGCACAUGCGCGAGAAGCACCCGGAGGCGGGGGGGGAGAAGCCGCCCCCCCGGCAGGAAAUGCAGUGCGGGCUGUGCCACGCGCGGUGCAAGAGCCAGGAGACGCUUGACAAGCACGUCAAGCUCAUGCACACGGAACGGAAGAAGCUGGAGUUCGUGUGCGGGACCCCCGGGUGCUCCUUCGCUUCGCGCUCUCAGUAUGCGCUCAAGCGCCACUGCACCAACACGCAACACGCGUUCCCUCCCCCCCACCUUGGGUGCCCCCGCGCUGGCUGCGACUACAGAGCGUACUCGCAGGCGGAGAUCCGGAAGCACGCCUACUCGCAUCCCUCGCAGUGCGCUGAGUGCGGCGAGCAAUAUCCUGCCGGGUAUACACGUUGGGGCCCGCACCCAGAGAUGCCGGAGAUUGGCAUUUGCGACGCAUGCCGGUGCAAGGCUUAUCGGAGUGCCAACACCACCAGGCCACGUAUGCGGGCACCCUCGUUGGAGAACGAGGACUCCGCUUAGACGACCUGGUCGGAACACCCGCUGUCCUAGGAUAAGUUCUGGUUAUUUUUGCUUACCAUGCAGUAAGCAGUGCGCUAGAAUCGCUACUGGUUUGAAGGGUCUCCAUCUUUUAUGAGAAAGACAUUCACCAGAUUGGCAGAGAACAGGCCAGUCUGAUUGAUGAUGAGGCCUGAAGUCGUCCGGCGUGAAAGGUCGUGAGUCCUGUGGUACAAAGAUCCGAGUCGUUGGUUGUCAAGGCGGCAUGUUUUUGGCAGCAACCCUUUCAAUGACAUACCCUA